AGCACAUCCCCGCCGUGUAUUGAAAACAUUUCCGGAUGAUAAUGUUCCCAAUACAUAGCGGGAAUUUGCUGUGGGACGUCGUGGGGGGCUGAUUUGAACUCCCUUAGCCAACACCAAAAGGCCGAGAAAGGUAUAGCGCUAUAUUUGAUUUGAAAGAAAGUAAGGGAAAAUUUGUCUCACCCAUUUAUAAAAAUGAAAAUGAAAAUUUGUCUUACCCAUUCAUAGUCGAACCCUAUUUCAAAAGAUUACGAAUGUUCUUGGUUUGAUCAUAGACGAGGAAAAGAAAGGAAAAUGUGAGAUUUAAAAUCACCAUCCUCCCAAAAAAAUAGAGAUUUAAAAUGACCAAAAUGAGGAAACGGGAUCCUUACAUUUCGGUCGGAAUCUCCUCGAAAAGAAAAGUAAAAAUGAGGGAAAAAAAAUCGAGAGCCUCCUUCAAUUGGGAGUUUCUUUCUACUGUAGAAACAACGGAAACAACGGUGAAUCGUGUAUACAGAGAGGCGACAAGUUCAACGCAAAAAGAGGGUAAAUUCACCAAUUCCCAGCAACGAGGCGACAAGGAGAGGUUUUUCAUUUUGCAGAUACGUACCGAGGAUCAUUAACAUAGAUGGAGGGGUAUGCCGUUUCUGUUGCGAUUUCAGUGGUUACCUGGUUUUUCAUUUUGCAGAUACGUACGGAGGAUCAUUAACAUAGAUGGAGGGGUAUGCCGUUUCUGUUGCGAUUUCAGUGGUUACCUGGGAUGCAAAGGUGCUGCAAGAGAAGACAGUGAAGAAAGCAGCACAGGCUGCAGCUGGAGGAGGAGAUAUGAAAGCAGUGGCAACCAUGUUUUUGAACGGCUGUGAGGCGAGAAGAGCAUAUGCCACAAGGAGGCAGGGCCAAUUAGCCUAGCCUCAACAGUCUCUUCUAUGGGAGACAGUCUUAGGCCUCAAAUUUCUGCUGGUGUAGCAGCACAAGUUCCAGCACAACCACAGUUCAUAAUUCCUGCUCAUUCCUCAUUUUACACAAGGAAGUGGUUCAAAUCAAAUGGCAGGUUGAGGGAUAGAUCGAGAUGAGUUGCAUCCUAAGGUAUACUUAGAUUGCAGCAGGACUAAGAGCCCCAGUAUUGCUACUUGAGUGGAAAGUUUUGAAUCUAGCCUUGCAAAUUAUCGUCUUUGCAUUCUAGAGAUUCCAGAUACCUACUUGAAACUCUUAGCACUUACGUGGUAUGGAGGAAAAGAAAAAUUCGGAAGGAAAUUUUUAUCCUGAAUCUUCUUCAUCUACUUCUUCAUCAACUCAAGAAAAUGCUCUUGCCGAUUCUGAAGUUCCAAUUCAUGCACUCCCUAAUGAAAACGUAGUGACUGACCAACAGAGCAUUGUUGUAGAAGGCUCUGGAGUUUCAAUCAUACAAGAUGCUUCUAAUGUCCUGGUACUCAACCAUGAUGCACUUAAAAUGGAGAACCUGGAAAAGUUACAGCCUGGAGUUAAGGAAAUGGAACAAGAGUCAUUGGAAGUUAUUCCAUCACCUCAUUCAUCUAAUGUAUUGGAAGCACAACCAACUGAUACUACAAAGCAAUCUGAUGGCAUUGCCACUGGUAAUAUUGUUGCUGUUGAAGUUAGUGAUAUAGCAUUACCAUCUAACGGAUCUGGUGAAGUAAGAACCUCUGAAAUUAGCCAUAAUGUUGUUCCACUAGAGGAGUUUCUUCUGCCCCAAAUGGAGGUUUCAAGCAUUUCCAAUAAGAACCUACAACUCAGUGGCAUUUCUCAACAUGUAAAAGAGGAUGUACACAGAAGUCUUGUUGAUACUGCAGCACCUUUUGAAUCAGUUAAAGAAGCUGUUUCCAAGUUUGGAAGACUUGUCAAUUGGAAAUCCUGUAGAAGCCAGAUUGUUGAGGAGAAAAAGAAUGUAGAACAAGAUCUGGAGAAAGCAAAAGAAGAGAUUCCUGAAUAUAGGAAACAGUCAGAUGCUGCUGAAGGUGCAAAGACUCAAAUACUAAAGGAACUGGACAGUACCAAGAGACUAAUAGAAGAAUUGAAGUUGAACCUAGAGAGAGCACAAAUUGAAGAGAAGCAGGCAAAACAGGAUCAUGAACUUGUGAAGCUCAGGUUGGAAGAAAUGGAACAAGGGAUUGUAAAUGAGACAAGUUCUGCAGAAAAGCAACAGCUUGAUGUAGCAAAAUCCAGGUACAUAGCUGCAGUAACAGAGCUGAAAUUUGUGAAAGAUGAGUUGGAAGCACUACAUGGGGAGUAUGCAUCUUUGGUUACUGAAAAGGACAUUGCUGUAAAGAAAGCUGAGGAGGCUGUUUCUGCAUCCAAGGAAAUUGACAAGACAGUGGAAAAUCUGACUCUAGAACUGAUUGCAACAAAAGAAUCCCUAGAAUAUGCACAGGCUGCACAUUUAGAAGCAGAGGAGAACAGAAUUGAAGCAACUUUGGCCAGAGAGCAGGAUUCUAUCACUUGGGAAAAAGAAGUCAAGCAGGCAGAAGAGGAACUACAAAGUCUAAAUGAGCAACUUCUCUCUGCGAAGGAUCUCAAAUUAAAACUAGAUACUGCAUCAGCCUUGCUACUCAAUCUAAAAGCUAAAUUAGCAGCUUACAUGGAAGCAAAGUUGAACCAAGAAGCCAGUGAAGAAGAAGGAAAGCUAAAAAGUGAGACAAAAGAGCCAAAUACGAAAGCUCAUAUAGAUCCACAAUUAACAAUUGCUUCAGCUAAGGAGCUUGAAGUGAUCAAUCUCAGCAUCGAGAAAGCAACAGCAGAAGUAAAUUGUCUGAGGGUUGCAGCGGUGUCACUUAAGUCAGAGCUUGAAGCAGAAAAAUCAGCACUUGCCUCAAUUAGACAGAGAGAAGGAAUGGCAUAUGUGGCAGUUGCAUCUAUUGAAGCGGAGUUGAAUAGAACUCAGUCAGAAGUAUCUAUAGUGCAGAUGAAGGAGAAGGAAGCCAAGGAGAAAAUGGUGGAACUGCCCAAGCAGCUACAGCAAGCUGCUCAAGAGGCAGAUCAGGCCAAAGUACUUGCUCAAUUAGCCCAUGAAGAACUGAGAAGAGCAAAGGAAGAAGCAGAGCAAGUCAAGGCUUGUGCAAGUACCAUGGAGAGUAGAAUACAUGCAACUAAAAAAGAGAUAGAGGCUGCCAGGGAAUCAGAGAAAUUGGCAUUGGCAGCAGUCAAAGCAUUGCUGGAGAGUGAAUCGGCUCAAAGUACUAUUGGUGACAAUAGCACUGCUGGAGUCACACUUUCUCUGGAGGAAUUCCAUGAGCUUAGUAAACAUGCCCAGGAGGCUGAGGAGCAUGCCAAUGUGAGGUUGGCAGCUGCCAUCUCUCAAAUAGAAGUAGCUAAGCAGUCUGAGUUGAGAAGCUUGGAAAAGUUGGAAGAAGUGAGUAGAGAGUUGGCUGCAAGAAAGGAUGCUUUGAACAUUGCAAAAGAAAGGAACAAAAAGGCAAGGGAAGGGAAGCUAGGUAUAGAGCAAGAGUUGAGGAAAUGGAGGGCUGAGCAUGAAGAGCGGCGAAAGGCUAGUGAUACUGGUGAAGGGGUCAUAAAUCCCACUAGAGGCCCAAUGAGGAGCUCUGAGGAUGGUGAAGAACCAAAGAGCUUUGACAACAAACUAGAUGACACCAUUCCUGUGCAAAAUGACUCAAGUCCAAGGGAGGUUGCCCCAAAAAAUAUCUUUGAGCAUGAUACUUCUCCAGAAGCGAAGUUUGAGAAGAAGAAGAAGAAAGCAAUAUUACCACGGGUCGUCAUGUUUUUGUCAAGGAAGAAGGGGCAUGCAUCAAAUGCCAUGUAGAUUUUCAUCAUUGUGUGUUGUUUCUGGUUUCUACUUCUGUGUUGCAAGGUUUUGGCUAAAGAGAGUCAUCCAAGUGUUCAGAUGGAUAAGAAAAAUUUGUUUGUAUUGUAUAGAUUGGUGAGAACUCUAUGUAUGACAACUUCCAUCUGUCUAUAUUCUUUCUCUUUA
This is a messenger RNA of Nelumbo nucifera (sacred lotus), 3916 nucleotides long. The record is from RefSeq and is a predicted model, not a curated record. Lineage: Eukaryota; Viridiplantae; Streptophyta; Magnoliopsida; Proteales; Nelumbonaceae.